UCGCUUCACCCGUCUGACUUCUUUUCCUUUCUUUCUCCAACAUCCUCUGCAAACUUUCAUCCCCAACUCUGCCAGACUAUUGCCUGUCUCCUCACACGUAGCAUAUCAAUACGAAGCUUGGCAGUUGAUAACAAGUCACUCGUCAUCUCCUGUUCUUCCCGACACCUGCAACCAAGACUGCUACUUCUUCACUGUCGUGAGCUUCGACGCAGAUUUCUGUUGUGCUAUACGAAAUACCAAAUGGCUUCCUUUCUGUCCAUUCCAGUCGAGCUGAGGGAGCUUAUCUACGGUCAUGUGUUCUCAUCCAUCACGAUCAGACACGGCUUUGGAACAACUGCACCAUCAAACCGUAUAGCUCUGUUGCAAACCUGCAAGCAAAUACAUUGUGAAGCAUGGCGUCAUCUUCCAAUGAAUGCGAAUUUCGAAUUCCGAGGACCAGAAUCAAUGCUGAACACUCUCUUGGGCGCUGGUCAGGCAGUGAUUACCCGAGUACGCCGUAUUCGCGUCAAGGCGUUCCCGUUUCCGCUAUAUGCGAAUGGCUGCGCAAACUACUACCCUACGUAUUAUUUCCACAAUGCGCUCACUCUUCUUCCUGGUCUGCAUCUGGAUCGACUGGUCGUCGAAGAUAGUUUCCAUGGCUUUGGCUUGCUCGAUGGAUGGAGGGAUGUGGUGACCUAUUUCGAUAUUGAGGGUUUGUUGAAAAGCGACGCUUGGAAAGAACUUGAAUAUAUUACGCCAAACACAGAUUUCAUCGCAUCUGGAUACGAUCAUCGACGAAAGAGGCUUGCGCAGCCAGAGUCUUGGGAUGCUUUGCUUAAAGAACGAGAUGGCGAAGCAUCAGGCGCUGCAGUGGAGAUGUGGAUCACCCCCAUAUCCACCGGUCACGAUGGUCAGGGUGAGCCUCAAGCGCCGCGCACUUGGUCCGCACGUCCGGGUCACGAGAUCAUCGAAAACUGGCGGCUUGCAACCCCGGAGCAAGAACUCAAAGGCGAAGUUCGAAUUGUUGCACGCAGAAGCGAUAGAGCGACCACUGUUCAGACAGGUGUGUCUCUCAACAAGACCUGGCAAGAGCUGAAAAAUCACGAAGAGGGCUUCUCUCCCGAAGAUUGGACGCCUUAUUACAAUGACAUGGCUGAUGCGGUUGGUUGGAUUUAUGGAGGUUGGGGGAGAAGAAUGGAGCUGGCGCAUAUAGCCCUUGGUCGGUGA
Molecule: messenger RNA, 1206 nt
Organism: Periconia digitata
Lineage: Eukaryota; Fungi; Ascomycota; Dothideomycetes; Pleosporales; Periconiaceae
Source: the annotation of a GenBank genome assembly